This is a messenger RNA of Physella acuta, 1553 nucleotides long. RefSeq lists its product as uncharacterized. NCBI's taxonomy places the organism in Eukaryota, Metazoa, Mollusca, Gastropoda, Physidae. Gene Ontology annotation, molecular function: galactoside binding; carbohydrate binding. The record is from RefSeq and is a predicted model, not a curated record.
UUCGAGAUGUGUGUUGAUUUGCAAGACAAAACAUUGGUUAGUUCGUCCAACUUCAAUGGCCAAAAGAAACAAUUUGAUAAGUACACCGGUCUAACCUUAAUGAAAGGAUACGCAUUUGUACUAAAGAUCAUAAUUACAGACUCUGAGUUUCAGAUUGUUAUAAACGAAGAAUUAUUUGCUACGUACCCAAACCAUUUAACUUUUGACGCUUUCAAGUAUGUUCAGGUUUUUGGCAACGUUGAUAUUAAUUGGAUUCUCUUUUCAAUUUUAAACCCCGUAAGUCCAGUAAAGAUUGAAAGACGACCUGGCGGUGAAAAAAUUGUCGUCUAUGGAUACCCAACCAACGAUACUACAGAGUUCAGUGUAAACGUUCAUUGCCUGCCUGAUUGCGAUGAAGAAGACAAUUUUAUCAUUGUCACCCACGUAAACAUUAGAUUCAACCAUUUUGGUAUUUUAAAAAGAGUGGUUCUUAACCAUUUUCAAAACGGAGUCUGGGCUAGGGAAAGUAUUUACGACGCAUUUAACUUCAAACUGGGAUAUCAGUUUAAACUUCAGUUGUUAACAAACCCAGGUUACACUUGGAUUUUGAUAGAUGACUACUUCAAAAAUACAUGGUACCACGGAAUGAACUGUUACAACCGUCUAGGUUUUUAUAGGGAAGUCAAAGUAGAAAAAAUAUUGAUGUCAUGAGAGGAUUAUUGGGCUUUACAAAAGCAUAUUACAUGCAAUUUAUUUUCCUUAAAUAUUUAAUGUUUAUCUUUUCAUAAACCUAAUAUGCAUUUCAUUGUGUGUAACCCAUGGUAUUAUGAUUUUAUUAUGAGUAGCUUAGGCCUAAUGUAUUAUUAUUUAUUGGUACACAUGGUAGUUUUUAAUUGUGGAUAAGUUAUAGUGUAAUGUUUAGUCAAGCUGAUUAGAUGAACUAAAUUUUGCGUUUCUUACGAUUUCUUGCAUUUUAUGGUAAAGUUUCGUUAAUAGGAAAAUUUAUAUUUUCUCUACAUAGUACACGCACAUAGAUACAAACACUCCCAGACAUACAAUACACACGGAUACACACCUACCGAAAUCGCAAUAUAUGUGUUUUAAAGUGAAACUUUGUUUCUGAUAUCAGCACAUUUUGUUAGUUUUGCAGACACACUCAUAGAACUUAUUAAUACAAUCCUAAUUUUAAGAAAAUGUAAUUUUCAAAAUUUACAAACUUUUGUUAUUUGUUUUCUAGGUGUUUGUAUGUUUAUUUUUUUUUAAUAUCAUUAAGUUAGACUGAAAUAAAAACAAAUCUGGGUUGUGUAAUAUAGCUUAAAAUACAUGUUGAUGGUGUAAUACACGGCGUGGUUGGGUAAGAAAGAUCGUGGCAAAUGGCAACCACAUUCAUCCCUUCCCGUCAUCUAAAUGAGCACGACCUUGCAAUAGCUGAUGUUUCACAGAUGGCAACAAGAUAUAUAGGUAGUGACUAAUGAAACACUGUAUGGUAUGUGUUAAGGAAUUCGAAGAUUUGAAAAGUAGAAAAUUAAAUUAAUAUUGAUGCAAAAUAUUGGUUUAUUUUUAAAAAAUAAAGG